Messenger RNA from Aspergillus tanneri, 1113 nucleotides. RefSeq names its product class I SAM-dependent methyltransferase. Gene Ontology annotation, molecular function: methyltransferase activity. NCBI's taxonomy places the organism in Eukaryota, Fungi, Ascomycota, Eurotiomycetes, Eurotiales, Aspergillaceae. The transcript is spliced from 10 exons. The record is from RefSeq and is a predicted model, not a curated record. The coding region runs from base 1 to 1113 and encodes 370 amino acids.
AUGGCUUCGCCGCCCAGAUCGCAAGGGGCGGCCGCCGAUCCUUCAACAGCCUCUCACUUGGCUCCGCAGCCUGCUAUCCCAGAAGCUUUUGAUAACGAUGAUGCUUCAGAUUCUGCCGAGGAUGAAGAUGACACCUUUUCCGAUUAUGCCGAGGACUUUGCAAGUGACACCACAACAAUCAAUUCGAUGAUCACGUCGUAUCGCUUUGAGAAUGGGCGGCGAUACCACGCUUACAAGGACGGAGCUUACUGGGGUCCGAAUGAUGAUAAACAGAACGAGCAACUCGAUAUUGCUCACCACAUGUUUACUAUGCUGCUCGACAACAAACUGCUACUGGCACCCAUAGACAAGAACAUACAGAGGGCGCUUGAUGUGGGUACUGGCACGGGUAUCUGGGCGAUAGACUUCGCCGACGAGUAUCCAUCAGCCCAGGUAAUUGGCACGGAUUUGUCACCAAUCCAGCCCAGUUUUGUACCGCCCAACUUGCGAUUCGAGAUUGACGAUGCAUCUGAGCCAUGGGUGUACCCGGAAAACCACUUCGACCUGAUUCAUGUGCGGUCAUUAUACGGGGCCAUAUCGGACUGGCCCGAAUUUUAUCGCAGUGCUCUUAAACACCUGCGGCCUGGUGGUUGGUUUGAUCAGCUGGAAAUGUCCAUUCAGUUUACUUCGGACGAUGGCACUGUGACUGACGAUCAUGUGCUGGCUGUCUGGUCCAAAACUUUUAUUGAUGCUGGAGAGAAAUUCGGGAAGACCUUCCGUAUUGCUGAUCUCGCCAAGGGUUACAUGCAGGAUGUCGGCUUUCAGAACGUGACGGAACGUCGAUUCAAACUGCCAAUUGGGGCGUGGGGUAAAGACAAAAAGCUGAAGACAUUGGGCCGAUGGAACCAAGUCCACUGCGAACAGGGGAUCGAGGGAUGGGCCAUGGCACUGUUGACGCGAGUGAUGGGCAAGUACAGGUCUUUUUGGCUCAAAUGCGCAAAGGUCUCCGAGACCCCGAAACCCAUUCUUAUUUUCAUGUGGUUGGAGUAUACGGGCAGAAACCAGCCGUUACUAUCUGAAGGCCUGAGCCCUCUUGGUGUACCAGGGAAGGCGAAAAUCCAGGUGUCGGUGUAG